Paramuricea clavata is the source of this 851-nucleotide messenger RNA. The record is from the annotation of a GenBank genome assembly. Lineage: Eukaryota; Metazoa; Cnidaria; Anthozoa; Malacalcyonacea; Plexauridae.
AUGUUAAGAUAUUUACGACCAGCACAUGGUACAGAGACAAUCGCCCAAGCUCAAGCUGACGGCACGUAUAAACUUUCUGGGUAUAAAUGGUUUUCAUCAGCCACAGAUGCAGACAUGACUCUAACCUUGGCAAGAAUAUGUGAUGCUCAUGGUAACACUGUACCAGUAAGUGCUACUAUAUAUUUUGUGUGACUUAGAUCGAGAUUGAAACAAAAUUUGAUGUGGUUUAAAUUCACCAUAAUAAGUACUUUUUUUAUUGAGUGAAAUAACUUCUUGGCUUCAUUUAUUUGUGUACCAUAUUGUUUACGACCCAUUGAGUGGUGGUACAUUUUGUGGUGAUACAUUCAGUGGUAGCACUUGAGGAUCCCCUUGACAAGUAAAGUCAUCUGGCAUUAGACAGGGUAAAAUAGUGAAGGGUGCAUUGCCAUCGAUUUUUUUCAAGGGUUCAAAAGGUCUUUCGUUAUUUUAUCUUGAAACGAGAAAUAAAGAUGGUGGAUUAAAUGGAAUACAAAUUCAAAAACUCAAGAACAAAUUAGGAACCAGACAAUUGCCGACUGCAGAGUUAUUGUUGGACGGCACCACAGCGUAUAAGGUAUUUAUUCUCAUCAAGGAGGUAAUAAGUCUGUUAUAGCUAGUACAUGCAAUCAUACCCUAACAGUGUCUCGGUUAAAGUGUCAUUGAUUUUGUAAUUUGACUUAUUUUCACCAGGCAUUGUUUUUAAUAUUUAGAUAUCUGAUGAAGGAAAAGGUGUCUCCAGUAUUUCUCAGAUGUUGACAAUGACUAGAAUACAUAACAGUUUAUUCUCUGUUGCUCCCAUGAGAAGGUAUUAUUGUCAGGUCCAGAAUACGUAG